Molecule: messenger RNA, 6349 nt
Organism: Haplochromis burtoni (Burton's mouthbrooder)
Lineage: Eukaryota; Metazoa; Chordata; Actinopteri; Cichliformes; Cichlidae
Gene: cadm4
Product: cell adhesion molecule 4
Exons: 9
Coding region: 3209-4498 (429 amino acids)
Biological process (GO): negative regulation of peptidyl-tyrosine phosphorylation; regulation of Rac protein signal transduction; regulation of wound healing
Cellular component (GO): cell-cell contact zone
Molecular function (GO): vascular endothelial growth factor receptor 2 binding
Source: RefSeq, a predicted model, not a curated record
UCUCCAUCCAAUGCCAUCUCGAGCUCGCAUCAGCUUGUUUACCAACCUUCCUCUUCGGUCUGAAAGACCUUACUUUGAAGCGAUGACCUUUACUCAGAGUACUGUGCAUGUGCAUUCUUGCCUCUAUUCCCAUCUGCCCGUAAGCAGAGAACUCAGCCCUCAGUCAGUUUGUAUACACGUGUAUGGACUUGCAUUCACAAACUAGAAACUCUCAUAAUGUGAAUAAUCACAUUGGCAAGUAACCUUGAAAGCUUUCCCGUCAGUUGUAAGGGCAGACAGUGUUGGCCAUUACAAGUAAGUUCUAUUUUAACUAGACUAGAUUAGUCUUCUCUGUCUCCCACCCAACCCCUCCCCAAAAAAAGCAUCACAGACUACAACUUCAUCUUUUUAAUUUUCUCCUCUGUUGCCUUGUAACCCUUAACGCUGUGCCUCACCACCACCACCGCUUAUUACCAUAACCGUGCUCAUAAUGCUGAGAAUUUCAUUACGCUUGUCUGUUGAAGUUAUGUUGGGUUUUAUGCGGUUUUUAUUAUCGUGUGUGGUUGACCGUAGGCCGUUGUUAAUAAUGGGCAAAGCGGCAGUUUAACACUGACACUCCAUUAACGGGUGCAUGCGCCACAGAGCACAGCCAGGAUAAUGUUAUUAAACUGAUUAUUCAAGCCCCCUGUACAGCUCAGCUCUGCAGCAGCAGCCUUCCUUUGUUUAGCAUUUUACAGACUCCUUGUAUUUCUUCUCCAACUCUACAAACUUCUGCUUGCUUUAUGUCUGAGGUCAACCCAAGGAAUGUGGAAGCAUCAGACAGGGAGACUAUAACCAAAACAGAAAGACUUAGGGGGGAAAGAAACAUGCUUCAUAGGGGGGAGAAAAAAUACAAUGUUGUGAAUUUAAAAUGCUCUCCUGAAUGUUAAAUGCCAGUGAGCACCAUUUCGUUUUGGCCUUUGAGUCAGUCAUGAGUAAAUCAUUCUGUGCUCCCUUGUGGAUUUUGGUCUUGGGGCUUCUGAUGUGUGGCCAAAAAAAAAAAAAAAGAGACACAAAAUUAUGUAUCAGGAAUUUCACACACUGGAGCUUUCCCUGAGGUACAAUGCUCUGGUCGGGAGAGAGGGAAGUGAAGUUUACAGUGACAUUUUGACCUUGACAGUGUCUCGAUGGAUAAAGCACCGGACAACAGCUUAGGUGCUGUGCAGUGCAUACAGAUUUCCUAAAAGUGUUUUGUCUGGUGCACGCAAGGUCCUGUCCGGAUAAGGAUGCAGAUCUGUACUGUGGCAUUAAAGCUAAAUAGCUCCUCACUUAUGUCCGCAGUUUGUCAAGUACCCUAGCUGCCCUUAGUGCACGCAAACCAAUAUCUAAAGGUGACUUAUACCAAACGUGACACCGCACUGACUAAUGCCUUACAGUGCCAGGCAUUUGUAACACUGUGUCAUUGACUACUGCUGUUCCCGUCACGGUCACUUGAGUUUGUAUGUGCAUUCUGCAUAUGUUGUGUCAAAUGGCUGAAAAUGAAGGAGUGGAGUUCGCAAGAGAAGCAGGUGUUUUCCCCUCAUUACUUCCUGACAAUGCCCCAUCUGGUGCGGGGGAGCUGCUGCCACAGACUCCCUGCCAACCCGGGAACAAACACUCGCAGAGAGGCUGACAGGGAAAAAUGGGAUGGGAUGGGAAUUGGGAAAUGAGUAGGGCAGAUAUUAUCCUCGCCAAACAACAAGGUUAAAACUUGUGUCGAGUAAUAAGAUCUCUCAGUGGAGAGACCCCGAAGCGGGGACCUUAAGAUCUAACACAGAUCCAUUAGUACAGGUUAGCUAAGGGGUAAGAGUUCAAAGCAACUUUAUGGGAGUCAAGAGUAGAAAUAUUAAUAUUAAUACAGACUGCCCAGGUGCUCUGGCUGCUUGAACUUUCCUGACUGUUCAAACUAAACUGACCAAAGUGUCUGGAGGACUUGUCAGAAGAGGCGGAAGCAGAUUUAAGACGUGUGACGUGCCAUCCCUGCAGUUACCUGAGAGGGGCGCCAAAGACACAGUUUCAAAAAGAUGCCUUCAAGCCGUGGAUGCUAUAAGUCCAUAGUAAACACUAGAUUAGAGGGGGGACAAAAAGAGAUGUGGAGAGAGAAACAAUUUUCAUAAUGGACCAGCGCUCUCUGACUGGAAAACACAAUUAUGGGCAAACUGUGGCCGCAGCAUGAGGGUAAAGUUAAAGAGCCCCUUUAGCACGACUUAAUAAGCCCUGACUACAGAUGAUCAGAAACACCGGCUCAUCCUUAGCCCAAGUUUUUGUUCCGAGCUAUUACCAUCAUUGUAAACGGUGAUUUAACAGCUUACACUCAGGUCUGUUUCUUGUUCUUCUUGAUGAGUCCUAUGCACAUUAAUUGGAUUCAAAGCAGCCUCUGCAACAGAAUUGAAUCUCAAACUACCCAGAGGCUACUGCUUGGACUGAUUUGGCACUGAGUUUCACGGAGUUUCUACCACCAAAUAGUCAAACGGUAAUUUCAAACGAAGUGCCAUCUUUCAAAUGAUCGCGUUUCUUAAGCUGCGUUUCCCUCCCUACAGUCAACUUUACAUUUUUUGCACCACUUGUCCCUAAAUUUGAACAAUAACAACCAUUCAUUUCCGUCAUCUUAAUCAGCGUGCCUUGCAUCUUUUAAGUCCUUGGGGUGGAAUUUGAAAUAAAUUGGUUAUUUGAGUCGGAAAAUUAAUGCUGGUUAUCAAUCACAUUUAGAGCGAAUUGAUUUCAAUUAACUGGAAGACGCAGCCCCUCUUGCCUCCCCGGCUCUCCUCCUGGAUAGCCCAUUUCUUUUUUUUAAACCCAGCCCCUUGCUCACAUCCGCACACCCCUCCACCUGCUCCUGCUCUCUGCAAUUGGCUAGAAAGACAUCCAGGACCGCCCAAUUGGCAAGCUUUACAAUAUAUUUACAAUGUAAAGUAACCAAGAAAAACCGGCCAAGCCGUCAUAUUCGGGGAUUCAGAGGGAGAGAAAGUGGGUGUGUAUGAGAGGGGAGCAUUACUAUGUAAAGACCUGCUAUUACGCUCGGAAAGCCUAACAAAGCACACAUUCGUUCACGCACAGUCGCACGCGCGCGCCCUGUCACACACACACACGCGCGCGCACACACACAUAGACGCUAAAGGCGCUGUCGGAGGGUGAACCUGCGGGUUCAUGUCACUCUGAUUUCUCAAAGGAAGAGGAAUAUUAAGAAAGAUAUCAGAGGGGAAUACCCGCGAUGGCUUUCGCGACCGUGUGGAACUACUGCGUCCCUCUAACCAUCGUAACAGUGGCUUGGCUGCUCAACACUGCCCAUUGUCAGGCAGUGCAAGCAGAGAAUGUAACAGUCUUGGAGGGGGGUACGGCUCAGAUCUCCUGCCGCCUGCAGAACUACGAUGGAUCAAUCGUGGUCAUCCAGAAUCCCCGCCGCCAGACUCUCUUCUUCAACGGCACGCGAGCCUUGAAGGACGACCGUUUCCAGAUGGUGCUCUUCACGCAACGGCUGGUUCGCAUCACACUGACCAACGUUAGCGUGUCCGAUGAGGGCGGAUACUUCUGCCAGCUCUACACGGAUUCCACGCACCACCAGGUGGCGACACUCUCGGUCUUGGUUCCCCCAGAGACACCCACAGUGGAGGUGAAGCAGGAGGCUGUGGAGGGCGGCGAGGCGGAACUCACCUGUGUGUCACCACGCAGCAAGCCGGCCGCCACCCUGCGAUGGAUGCGUAAAGGACGGGAGAUAGCAGGUGUGGUAUCCCUGCAGGACAAUGGGAAGACUUUCAGUGUGUCCAGCACCAUCCGCAUCCCGGUAGAAAGGAAAGACGAUGGGGCAGCUCUGAGUUGUGAGGCAUUCCACCCUGCACUUAAUGGGCAGAAGAGGAUUCGGCAUUAUCGCCUGGAUGUCUAUUUUGCACCUACAGUUCGAAUUGUUCCUCCUGCUGGCAUUUUGCGAGAGGGCGACUCGCUCACCCUCACCUGCUCUGUCACUGGGAAUCCUCUGCCCAGAAACACUCAGUGGUCCAAGAUUAAUGACACCUUACCUGAGAGGGCAGAGAUUUCUGGCACUACUCUUCAGAUUUCCCGUCUUAGCCAAUCACACAACGGGACAUACCUGUGCCAGGCCCAGAACGACUAUGGUCGUGCUGCUGAUCAUUACACGCUGUUGGUGUAUGAUAAUGUGUCUGUCACUACCAUGGUCCCUUCCACUCCUACUCCUACCACCCCACCAAUCACCUCCCAUUCUACCACCCCAACCCUCCUACCACCCACCUUGGCCCUGGAUCCAGAAGAUCCUGGUGCAGUGGUGGAGACUCACAGUGCAGUACCCUAUGCAGUGAUAGGUGGUGUUCUGGCGCUGCUGGUUUUCACUGUCAUCUGUGUCCUCAUUGUCACCAUCUGGUGCUCUGUCCGACAGAAAGGUUCCUAUCUUACCCAUGAGGCCAGUGGGUUGGAUGAACAUGGUGAAGUGCAAGAGGCCUUCCUCAAUGGGAACGACGCCAGCCAGGGCAAGAAGGAGUACCUACUGUAGCCCUUCUCCUUCCCUAUUCCCUUUUCUUCUGACCUCAUACCCUUUCCCCCUUCCUGUCCUUGUGUCCCACCUUAUAUACAGUAUACACACACACCCACACACACACACAAACACAAAAUACAAUGCGCCAUAAGAGGCAGCCUUCUGAAAACGACUGUAUACAGAUACCGCACACAGCCAAUCCAUCCUGUUCCAGUCCACUCCAUAUACAUCCUGUAAACAGACAUAAACUAGGAGACAGACUGAGAAAAGAGAGCCUCUAGACCCACCAGCCAUUAACGACUGUGCCAUAUACUGUAAGCUGGAGAAACUGGGGAAAAUAUAGGGAGUGAGAAAGGGAGAGAGGGUGAGGCCACAGAGUUAGGUGAAUGUAGACAAAAGCGAAAUGAUGCCAUAAUUAUUUUGAUUGAGAGGGAAACGGGGAGCACAAAGAAAACCGGCACUCUGCCUGUGCAGCCGCCAAAGUGGAAAGGGAAUUAGAGGCAGAUGACUGCUAUAAUUCCCCGCCUGGAGAAUAGAAGAAUCCAUUUCACAAAGCUCAAUUUUUUAACUGACGGAGACAGUGGGAGCACUGUGUGAGAAGGGAGAGAGGACAAAGGGGAGAGAGAGAGAGUUGACCAGGAGCUUCUGAGUGCUUGAUGCUUGAAAAUGGAUUUUUUUUUUUUUUAAUUGCCAAACCAUCUUGGCUACACAGCUUAGCUAAUAUAUAAUUCCCUAACAAAACUAAACUGAGUCCCAGGAAGUAUCCAUACUUUAUGAACAAACUAACUGUCCUGUUUUGCUAUCCUUGUUGGGUGGCCUGCCAAUUUGUAAAAAGAAAAAAAAAAGAAGCAUCUUUUAGUGUUAUUUUUCCCCUCUCACUGCGACAGUGGAGGAAAUGUGGUCCUCUUUUAAUUUGCUUUGCAUUCACCUGUUACAAUCCUCUCCCCUUACUCGUAUAUCUCUCGUUGUCUCUGUAUGUCUCUCCCUCUAUCACUUCUUCUUUGUUGGCUCCUAAUAAUGAAAGGAUUAGUAUUGGGCUGCGUUCCUGAGAAAGAAGAAAGGAAUAUGACUUGCUAAGGCAUUAAAGAAAAGUAUAAUUAUUUUAGAAUGUCAUUAAGAGGAUAAAAAGGUUUAAAACUCUUAAUAAGAGGGCCAAGAAGAAUCAGAGUGAAAGGACUGAACGAGAGAGUAAAAUAGAAGGCUUUUUUUCCCUGAAUGCUCAAACACAUAUGCAGAUACAUGCACACAUUCAUACGUACAGUAAAACACGUUGACAGUAUACAUAUCUCUGAAUUCCUUGUUUGUAUAAAAAAGAACUUCGACAUAAAUUAAAUUAAACUUUUAAGAAAUAAGAAAACAGUUUACUACUGAAACGCAUUAUGAGCAACUAUACUAACACAGAAUACUAGCCUAUAGAGGUGCAAAGCCGAACAAACUACUGUCCAGUGAUCUUUAAAGAAAAUGAAGAAAAGAAUAAAAAAAAAACAUUUGUCUUUAUGAGAAACCAGAGGUCUUAUUGAUUUUCUAUUAAUUAUUAUUAUUAUUUGAACAAUUAUGAUUGUUGUUACUGUUAUUAUUAUUGCCGUUGUUAUUAUUAUACUUGUAAAUGUUAAAGAAAUGUACACUUCCCAUGGUUUGUUUUGGUUCUACUGUAGAGAAAUUGCUGUCAUUUUUCACUCUUUUCCUCUUAUCUUUCCUCUCUUUCCCAGUCUUUCUCUCUCUUUGUCUCCUGUGCCUAGUUGUCUCUUCUCCUGUCUUUCACUCUUGUUGAUUUUACCGUCCAUGUGUCAUUGUUGAUAUAUAGCUAACUAUUUCUUUAUAGGGGAAAGAUACAAAGCACGACAAAAUAAAAAAAGAAUCCAAAAAUAA